Messenger RNA from Aedes albopictus (Asian tiger mosquito), 1684 nucleotides. RefSeq lists its product as uncharacterized. The record is from RefSeq and is a predicted model, not a curated record. Lineage: Eukaryota; Metazoa; Arthropoda; Insecta; Diptera; Culicidae. The transcript has 3 exons. The coding region runs from base 354 to 1235 and encodes 293 amino acids.
GUUCAGUGUUUACGUUGCGUUCGGUUCGUCGAGUAGUGUUUAGUGUUGUGCACAGAUUGUGCAGUCGUUGUGUCUGUAGUUCAAAUUAAAAAGAAAUAAUUACUCGUUAUCAUUCUGUUAUCGAAAAAUGCUAAUAAACAAUGCUAUAAUGCACUUUGGUUGAAUAACAGCGCUGGCUGAACCACCAGCGUUUUCCGUACGGAUUGCUGCUGCUGAUUGGAGGCCUGAUAAUCUGGCCAUCGCAGAGGAAAAGGAGAAAAAAGUGAAUUACGGUCAUCAGCACCGCGCCCGCCCGAUCGACGCUAAUUGAAGCGACGAAGGCCCCCAGCAGCAGCCGUAGCGCUCGGCAGAAGAUGGAGAGCAAACUAAAGGAUCACAAGUUUGUCGCGGAUUACUUCGCAAAUCUUAACGAUGUGUCGCGGAAAAUCUCACUGGACAUAGACGAGAUUCGGAGUACCUAUGAGCACAUCUGGGACGAUCUGAGUCGCGAUGAACAGAUCGAGAUCAUCAACGAAACACUGAUCAAACCUGAACUCACGUUGAAGUACUUCGAUAACUUCUCGACGUCGUCGGAUUCGUUCCGGAACAUCAUUGAAAGCGACGAAAAUAGUGACGACCGGAAGGUCAAUUUGUACGAUGGUAAAACGCUGCAAACUUUUCAGUAUCUGAAAACCGGUCGAAAAGUUAUUCACGACGAGUCGUUUGGCCUGUUCCGGGAUGAACACUCGGCGCCUUUCGCCCACAAAACCAAAAGUCAAAUAAAUUUGUCGAUUUUUCCACCGGAAAAGGAUAAACCCUCCGCAAGAAGGCUAGACCUAGCAAAGAAAUUAGAAAAGAUUAAAUCUCCCAAGACGAACGAUUCUUCCUCUAGUGCGAAAUCCCACUCCAAGGUAUCCAAUGGCGAACCGCCUACCCGCGACAAUGAAAACAAUCUAAUCCAAGGAAUCAAGUCCAACGGGCCCAACAACGACUUCCUGGCCAACUUCAUAUGCACUCAAGCGAGCGCUUCAGCCGCUCUGGCAGCAGCGUCGAUGGCAAGUGACGAAAUGGACGGUCAAUCGUUGGAGAACAUUGGCUUCGAUGACGACAAGAUCAACCUGUUCCGCAAUAGCUCCCGUAGCGACAGUCUGCACCAGGCGCAGUCUUCGUCUGUCGAGGAAGACGACAAGAACUUCGACGAAAUGAAUAGCUUGCUUGGGAACAGCAAGGGAUUCGAUUUCCUGAACAAUUGGUAACUUCCAGUUUGUCGUGUGUUCUUAGGUACGUAUUAGUGUGUAAUGUGUUGUUCUUCCUAACUUUCCUGCUCUAGUCUCUCUAAAGAUCAUUAACUCUUAGCAAAAGUGUAUGUGUUCGUUCAAAAUGAGAAUAAGUCACAUUCUCUAGAUCCAUCAUGAGUUGCAUCUCCACGAUUGUUCAUCAAAACCAACCAAACAAAGUAAUUAGAAAAAAUGGCAAUUAUUCAUUGCCAAAGACUAACUGCACCAGAGACUGAUUUUGAAACCAAAACAUUCUGCGAAAUGUCCCCAUUGAAGAUGAUACCUCAAAAAAAUGGAAUAACGAAUACUCAUUCAUCAGCCAUGCUCAUAAUAUAAACGCAAUCAAAAAAGGUACAUCAAUUUUCUAAAAUACUCUCAACUCAAUUUAUGUAUAAAAAUCAACAACGUAUCGUACUGAUAUGAAAAUA